Molecule: messenger RNA, 2592 nt
Organism: Columba livia (rock pigeon)
Lineage: Eukaryota; Metazoa; Chordata; Aves; Columbiformes; Columbidae
Gene: PNRC2
Product: proline rich nuclear receptor coactivator 2
Exons: 3
Coding region: 438-860 (140 amino acids)
Biological process (GO): nuclear-transcribed mRNA catabolic process, nonsense-mediated decay
Cellular component (GO): P-body; nucleus
Source: RefSeq, a predicted model, not a curated record
GCCUGGGGAGGGGGGUGGAGGGUGAGUGGGUUAUACGGCGUAAGGAAGCGGCGGCCAUUUUGUGUGGGAGAUAGAGGGGCAGCGGCGGAGGGGUUAGGGUCGUGCUUCGAGUCGUGGGUGUCGGAGAGUGACGGCGGAGGAGCAGCGGGGUCGGUUCUUAAAGGCCCGUGUGUGUGUAUCUGUGCUGUCGUGCGAACGAGACGGACGGAAGUCGCGGGACUUCUCCUUCAGAGCGUCUGUGCCGAGAAUCCGAUGUUGGGCUCGGCUCCCUGGCUGAAUACAGCACAUCAGCCCAUGAAAACUUCGAUUCCUGGCCAAAGGAAGGAGUCCAGCGAAAGGCAGCACCUGCUUUUUCAGGCUUGGAAGCAAGAAAGGGGGCAAGAGUUGGAGAGGGCGGAAUCUGAGAAGACAACUGAAAGGUGACAUUGAAGUUGAAGAUGGGUGGUGGAGAAAGAUUCAACAUUCCAGUUCCCCAGUCUAGAAAUACCACCAAGAACCAUCAACAGCUUAAAAACAGGCAGAAGAAUAAAGACCAGAAUUCGCAGAUGAAGACCUAUAUGAAGAAAGAGAGAGGACACGGAUGCAACUCAUCGUCUGGUGCAUGGCAGGCCAUGCAAAAAGGGGGAAAGAACAACGUUCAUUUCCCCAACAAUCAGAAUUGGAGUCCUGCUUUAUCGAAUCGCAACCUGUUUUUCACACCUCAAACCAAUCAGAACUAUGCUGGAGCAAAAUUUAGUGAGCCGCCCUCACCAAGUGUUCUUCCCAAGCCACCAAGUCACUGGGUACCCGUUUCUUUUAAACCUUCUGAUAAAGAAAUGAUGACAUUUCAGCUUAAAACAUUACUUAAAGUCCAGGCUUGAGAUAUAACUUUUCAUAUUUUUAAAGUUAUUUAAAUUUACAGGGUUUCAAAUUUGAGACUAUUAAGUCCAGUGCCCGGCUGUACAGAGUUGGAUGUUCUUGCUGCAUGGAGUAGAAGGGGCUGGACGUUUACAUUCCCUUCCUGUUUUACCUCCAAAAUUGUGUGCUGUGUUCACUGUGAAAUAGGUAUUUGCUCUACAAUCAAUCUAAUCAAAUUCUGGACAGUCACCAUUUAUUGUAUUUAUUGUAAGAAUAAAUGGGACUGCCUCAAGAUUGGAAUUGUGACUACUUUUUGGUGUUAGAAAACCAGCUUUUCCCUAACUUAAUGCAGCAUUAACUGGGGAAAAAAAUGCACUGAAAGCUUUAGGCAGGUACUUUGCUGCCUUUUAAAAUGGAUAGUUAAUAAAAACUGCAGAUUUCCAAGCAGGAAAGACCCCACCUGGGCACUAGAUAAACCAGAUUGUCUUAUUUGGCACUUUGAUGGAUGGAGAAACGCUUCAAGCCUGUGGUUAAAACGGGGUUAUAGGAAGCAUAUUGGCGCAUGUUCCGCGAGAUCUGGAACACUAGGAGGCUCUGAAGUGGUCUGUCCAGCUCUAGUUCCAGUUAAUGACGCUGCAUUGCCAGGCGACUGCCAAAAAACAUGUAUCCAAAAAUCCUUUGUAUUCCCAUUGCACUGGUGACUUUUAAAAUGCAUUUUUAAAAUGGUGACAAAUGCGCUUAAAUUGGUUACCCUGUAAUGAUUAAGUUACAGUAGCUUGUGGCAGGUAUUCAUGUUCUCAUAGGGAAGGCAGAGCCAUGUAAAUAAAUGUAAGACUUUGUAGCAUAUGUAAAUUGAUGCUGGGCUUUCCUGCACAGAAGUAUUUUUAGUACAAAACUGCUGAAUGUAAGAUGAUUUAAAAAAAGAAUUAUUUUGUUUAAAAGAAAAAAAAAAGACAUUUGUGGCUGUGCCAUUGCACUUAACAUACAGUGGAUACGCAUGUUUUACUUGGUUGUGAGAUCAUUCUUACAGUAAACUUGGUGCAAAAAAGGCUUAUUUAGAAUUUUUUUAAUAAAAUUUAAAAAAAUAAUUAAAAAAAGCUGCUGGAUUUGAAGAUUAACGUUCUGAAUGUAUCAGAGAGGUGUGUAUUUAAUGGUCAAAACACACCAAGAAUAAGCUGUUCAAAAUCAAAUUGGAUGUUUCACGAGAAAUACAAAGGGCUGAGGGUUUGGGUGCUUGAGGAAUUUGGAGAUAUUGGAACAGUGUUUCUAUUUCUAAAAUCAGUCAAUGCUACAAGGUCCUUUUGUCCCAGGAUGUGGGGAUUGGUGUGCGUGGAGCUGGGGCGGCCGCCUGCGCCGCUCCGGGCGCUGUCACAGGUCAGUUGUUUCCGUUCCAGGACCAGCUGACCCGUGACAACACAUCGCAAGGUUCUUUUAAAAUGCGGGAACUAAUAAAACAAAAUCACAAACUUUACCUUGAAAGGGAGUUUUGCAGAUUGGGAAAUGAUGUUUAAAAUGUUCUGUACAUUCAAAAUUAAUUGGCAGCUUGUUGCAUGUUUACAAAUCUUAAUGCUCCAAAUAAGAUGGAAUUGGCAGUUGUUAAACUUCAUGUUUUUGUGACCUGGACAUUCACCAGCAAAGGAGCUGUUUCCCAGUUACAAUUCUGUGUAUUCAACCUCAAAUUGUCAAUUACUAAUGGUCUAUGUACAAAUUGGAAACAACACAAAAUUUAAAUAAAACAUUUUUCACCCCCUAAAA